AUGCCACCAAAACGAGGGAAAAACAAUCUCGCCAAGAAGCAAAGACUUCCGGGUAAACGUAACAGCAACAACAACGUGGAUACUCCUCUUCAUGUCAACAACAGCAGCAAAUCACCUUCAACUAUUGAAUUUUUGGAUGAUGGAAAGCGAACCCUGUUCAUCAAUCCCUAUCAUCGUAAAGAUGAUGACAAUUCCGAUACAUGUUCGGUGCAUGAUGAUAGUUUAUUAAUCAUGAUGGAUAGCAUCCAACAUCCAACAUUUUCAUCCUCUGUACCAUCUCCUAAUACCGUUGAUGGGAACAAUACUGGAGAUAAAUCAUCAUCUCUUCUGAAUGCUGCAACACCUACAACACAUGAUGACUCAUCGCUCUGCAUUGAAUCGGCUUCAUCAUCUCUCAAACGAACGCUUUCACGAAGAAGCUCACGAAAGGAAAUUAAUUACAAUGAACAAAAUUCAGACGAUGAAGAUGGAGAGGCUGAAUUGAACAAGCCUCGACGACGAAAAAAGAAAAAACAAGACGAAGAUCCAGAGGCACGCGUGUAUGACGAUGAAGACGAGUUGAGUGCUGCCACAUGCAUUCGUGUGAAUCAACUGCCAAGAGUCUUUCAGAAAAUAAUGAACGCUCUCAAACCGAACGUGGCGUAUGAAACCUAUGCUGUUCAGACCUUGUUGUUGAAUUGUGCUCUGGAUACUGAGAAUUUUCACGAUGAAGAAUCACUUGUAGAUUUUGUGACGCAUGUCAUUAGCACAAACCCUCAGUUUGCUAUUAAGGGAAUGAAAUCGUGGCAGGAUCCUCCAAUUUCAGGUUCCAACAUGCCAUGA
Messenger RNA from Naegleria lovaniensis, 822 nucleotides. RefSeq lists its product as uncharacterized. NCBI's taxonomy places the organism in Eukaryota, Heterolobosea, Eutetramitea, Acrasida, Naegleriidae. Bases 1 to 822 code for a protein of 273 amino acids. The record is from RefSeq and is a predicted model, not a curated record. The transcript has 2 exons.